Messenger RNA from Letharia columbiana, 720 nucleotides. RefSeq lists its product as uncharacterized. The transcript has 2 exons. The coding region runs from base 1 to 720 and encodes 239 amino acids. NCBI's taxonomy places the organism in Eukaryota, Fungi, Ascomycota, Lecanoromycetes, Lecanorales, Parmeliaceae. The record is from RefSeq and is a predicted model, not a curated record.
AUGACAAACACCAAGCCUCUCCUAGCCUUUUACGGUGCAACAGGUGGUUCCACCCUUGCAGCACUUGUGCCCGCUCUCAAAGCCGGCUACGAUUGCACUGCUCUCGUCCGCACCCCCUCCAAACUCACCGCCCUCCUUCUCGAAAAAGCCGUCCCACAAUCCGCCAUAGACACCCACCUCACCAUCUCCAAAGGCGACGUCUUGAACACCCAAGACUGCAGGGGAACCCUGACCCUCCACGGCCGUACCGCCGACAUCGUCAUCUCCGGCAUCGGCGUCCCCCCCACAGGCCCCGAAAUCACAGUCUGCACCACCACCGCCAACAACAUCCUCUCCGCCCUCCCGACCCUGCCCCCGACCGCAUCCGGGAAGAAAGCCCUCUUCGUCGCCCUCUCCACCACCGGCGUGUCGGACGGACCGCGCGAUGUCCCGCUCCUGUUCGCGCCGCUGUAUCAUUGGUUCUUGGCGAAUCCGCACCAGGAUAAGAGAAAGAUGGAGAAGGCGAUUGGGGAACAGACGGAUAACUUUGUGAUUGUGCGUCCGAGUCUUUUGACGAAUGGAAAGGCGCAGGGGGGGAGGAAGAUUAAGGUUGGGACUGAGGGGGAGCCGGUCGUUGGGUAUGUGAUUAGUAGGGAGGAUGUGGGACUUUGGAUGUUUGAGAAUCUGGUGCAGGGUGAUGGGGCUAGGUAUGUGGGGCAGAAGGUUAUCAUUACUCAUUGA